GUGGGUCUGCACCUCCGAAGAGAAGAUGGCGGCGCUGGGCGAACCUGUCCGGCUGGAAAGGGAUAUCUGCAGAGCAAUUGAAUUGUUGGAGAAAUUACAGAGGAGUGGAGAGGUGCCGCCACAGAAACUUCAGGCUUUGCAAAGAGUCCUUCAGAGUGAGUUCUGCAAUGCUGUAAGAGAGGUAUACGAACAUGUUUAUGAGACGGUGGACAUCAGCAGCAGCCCUGAAGUGAGAGCCAAUGCAACUGCAAAGGCUACUGUUGCUGCAUUUGCUGCCAGUGAAGGACACUCUCAUCCCCGAGUUGUUGAGCUACCCAAAACAGAAGAGGGCCUUGGAUUCAAUAUUAUGGGAGGCAAAGAGCAAAACUCACCAAUCUAUAUAUCGCGGAUAAUUCCAGGUGGAAUUGCUGACAGACAUGGGGGCCUCAAACGAGGAGAUCAGCUACUUUCUGUUAAUGGAGUGAGUGUUGAAGGGGAGCACCAUGAGAAAGCGGUAGAGCUACUGAAAGCAGCCCAAGGGAAGGUUAAAUUAGUCGUACGGUACACACCAAAAGUCUUGGAAGAAAUGGAGUCCCGCUUUGAGAAAAUGAGAUCAGCAAAACGCAGACAACAGACCUAAUCAUUUAAAAACUUUGUGUUCCUUUUGCUUUUAGCUAGGAAAGUUUUACUUGUGACCUACUGAUGGCCUCCACGCCAGUGAUUGUAAAACACCAGAAACUUCGGUGACCUCUUCUUGCCAUUUUAUAAAUGCCUGUUUUAGCAUCACUUAUGGUUAUAGAGAAGCAUACACUGUUUUUCUCACGAGAAAAAGUCAGAGUUGGUGAGGACAGUUCUGUCCUGCUGUUUUUACAGGCCUUUUUCAAACAGAUUUUGUCACAAAGUUGUUAUAGAUUUUUAAUAAUGCUUUUUUAAUAUUAAAAUGUACUUUUACAUUCUUAAUCUUUUUUUAAAAAGAGGUUCUCUUUAUUUGGCAACUUAUUUACAGAUAACAGCUCUCCAAUAUUUCCUUUUGCUUACUGCAGUUUCUUUGUGAAAUUUCAUUUUUCCAAGAAAUGAAACAUCGCAGUCUCGCUCGUGGCAGUUCAUCACGUUAUGAGUAUUGGCGUCUCUGCUGCCUUUUGUACUUGGAACAUAACAUAUCUAUAAUCAGUGGUAAAUCAUAGCUAUCAUGGAACCUUUUUAUUUUUAUUUAAACAAUGUAUAAUGUAUUCAUUUAUACUGAUUUAUAAAAGUUUUUAAACACUGAAGCAAUCAUUGCUAAAAUAUGUUUUUCAUAAUAUUUAAGCAGUGAGGCUGGAGGAUGUAAUCUGAUUAUUAGCAUUACCAAUUAAAUCUUUAUUUAUAUAUAACAGUAUGUCAUAAAUUAUACAUGCAAACAAGCUCAGAUUUCAACUUUUCAAGUUUUUUAUGCUGUUCAUUUGAAUUUAAAUAUAUUUCUCAUAAUUUGGUUCUUUCAUGCCUAGAGAUGAGUCAGUGCUGGGGAGAAUGGAAGUAAGACAAGGUGGUGACUUCUAACUCUGGAGCCUGAAGAGCCAUGCAUGCAUUCUUACUAUCCUAGCCUCAGCACCGGCUGGAGGUGGCAAGGGCAGGAGGGAUGUGUCUAAGAUACAGAGACAGGUGGCUUCAUAAGUCUCACCGUGGGUGGGGCUCGGGACGAUUUCUGUCUUGAUGAUUCAAAUAGUAAUGGGAGUUUGGAACAAUACUUUUUACCAUUUGUCCACUGGAUGUCACCGGUUUCCUAAAAGGCAGCUAUUGAUAAAUGAUUGGGACUAUGGUCUACUAAAAGCUGAAAUCAAAGUGAUUAAUUUUCAGUCACAGAUUAUAGGAACAUUUGUAAAGGGUGUAAGUGAUGGUGUUAAAAAGAAACCGUUGGGUUGAAAAUGGAGGAAUUUGUCAUAAUUAUGACUAUUACCUUUAUUUUUAAAAAAUGGGCAUUUUGUAACAUUCCUUCAGGAAGAAUGGAAGUGUGUAUGUUUUUCUGCAUGGUGUGAGCAUUGUGAGUCUUACAAGAUUACUGCAGUUUUCAGAGUAAAAGUCAAUCAACAUGUUAUUUAUCACUUAGGAAUUGAACACUGGAUUGUGCAUGGUUGAAUGUCUUUAGUCCACUGCAAAUGUGCUUGACAUUGAUAAGAUCAUGCUGAACUGUAUAUUUUCAGAAUUAGCUCAUGUGUUUUUAAAAUGUUGAGACCAAAGUAGUAUAGAAGAGUAUGACGUAUUUUAAUUUAAUUGUAAAAUUAUUAGAGGUAAUUGUUUUAAAACUAUAUUAAAGAAAAGCGUUGGUGCAUAUAGAACAGUACCGUUAUUGUUAUGCUCGUAUUUCUGCAUCCCAGGGUUAGGAAACCCUGAGGAACCCUUGUCUUAGUGUAGCUACUGUGGCUGCAGUUGCUCCAGAGGUCGCAUCAGCAUUCCGUGAUGGUUACAGCUUCCUGGUUUUAUGUUUCAGCUGUUGCAGAAUUUCAGCCAAGUUACUUUUUUUUUUUCUUAAGUUAUGUUGAAAAAGCUUUUUUUUUUCUUUUUCUUCAGUAACCCACAGUCUGUUCUUUGUGUGGGCCGGCACCUAUUUAUAACUCUUAAAAUAAAAACAACUUAAAGGAGCCAAAUACAUAGCUGUUCUUGGUACUGUUGCGCAUGAGUAGCAAUACUUUGCUUUCAUCGAUGCGAUUCUCCUAUCUCAGAAUUUUAAAUACUGACCAUAGGAAAGUCAGUGACAAGUGUACAGUAGUCUGCUUGUGUACUUAGGAAGGGGAUGAAUUCUAAUUAAUAUAUGGAUGAUUUGUGAAUAAAGCUAGGCAGUAAAUAUAUAAAGGGUGUUCGUUUGACUUGUAGCUUACAAAUGUAAAUUUCCCUUAGCCCCAGUUUUCCAUCUAUUUUCUUAUACAGUUCACAGUGAGUUGAGGCGACUUGGCGAUUCUUGGCCUUAGCCGUUGUUAGAUGCCCUGCAGAUGUACAACUCACCCAGGUCCCUUCCCGUGCAGCUGAUUUGUGACGCGUUUAUCCAUUGUCUGUAGAGGCUCGUCUGCACACCCAGGCUUCAGGGGUACCAGCUCAUGGACUUUCUGGUUAUGCUGGACUCUGUUUGCAAGUACUUUUAGUCUGAUGUGAUUCUAUUUCUCAGUACCUCUUUAUGGACUUAAGAGGUAUUUGGCAUUCCUUAUUAACAAAAUAAUUACAAUCUACUUUUUUUUUAAGCUCUGGCUGUCCUGGAACACUCUGUAAACCAUGCUAGCUUCCUUUUGUUUUCCCAUUUUUGUUUUCCAAAAUAAAACCUACUAGUAAUUCAAUUGUAAAAUCUUAGUGUUUUCUCCUUCUGUCCCCUUUACCUUUAAAAAAACCUAUAAAGGUUCUUAUUUGAAGAGCAUGUUUAAGUGUUGCCGAUGUGAGCGCACUGUGAGGGUGAGUCUGGCUUGUUAGAUGGGGCUCCUUUGCCUUUACUGUACUGCUAUACUACAUGGAUGUAGUCCUGUUCUUUAGGGUCUCGCUUUUUAAGAUCAUCUUCCUGUUGUAAAAGUUUAAGGCAUUUUGCUCAAGUACUUUGUUUACAGUUAAAAUGAAUAGAAUUUAAUAGAAAAUACGGUUAUGGCUUACCUGGAAAGCGUCAGCAUGACUUGGCAUAGACGUAAAAGAGUACAUGUGAUUAUACUGUGGAAUGAUACUGAUAAGGACUCUCGUAAUUGUACCUCCUGAAUAAGUCUGUGCAUUUUCUAACUUACAGUUCAUUGUCUGUUCUAGCAACAAUCUCAUUUUGUAGUUUUUAUUCUCCAAAACUUAUGAGUAAUGUUUCCUCAAAGGUUGUUGAAAUAAUAAUAGUUACAUAAUGGGGGAAAGUCAUUUGAUUAUUAAUUUUCAAGAAGUUUUAAACUAAUUUGUAACUGGACAUGGUUUUUAAAAAUAUUGGCAAAGAUUUGAUACACUUGUACUCUUUAGUUUGAGAAAAUUAUUUGGAAUGUGAAACAGUGCUUUUUCAAAUAGAUGAAUCAUUUAGCAAUUAAAUUCUGAUUCUAAGGCUUAUUUAAAAUGUAUUUGUAUGAGUCGUGCUUGUCCUUUGCAUUUGACAAAAUUGAUACAAUUACAAAUCGAUGUAUUUCUGAACGCCGUGUGUAAAACAACCUUUACAUAGAGUAAAAACCAAAAUCCGUGGUGGUUCCUGACAUGAAACUUCAGAUGUCUGUAUUUUGUUUGCCUUUCGUAAAAUAUAAGUAAAGAAAACUUUCUCUUCUGUUA
Messenger RNA from Mus musculus (house mouse), 4221 nucleotides. RefSeq names its product lin-7 homolog C, crumbs cell polarity complex component (gene Lin7c). Lineage: Eukaryota; Metazoa; Chordata; Mammalia; Rodentia; Muridae. Gene Ontology annotation, biological process: morphogenesis of an epithelial sheet. Bases 26 to 619 code for a protein of 197 amino acids. The transcript has 5 exons. Gene Ontology annotation, molecular function: PDZ domain binding; protein domain specific binding; cytoskeletal protein binding. Gene Ontology annotation, cellular component: anchoring junction; bicellular tight junction; presynapse. The record is from RefSeq and is marked validated.